AUGCUACGCCAGUUUGCUGUAGCGUUGUUGACACCGGCCGUGGCCGCGCUAUGUACCAAGCCCGGAGUGUGUGUUGUUGAACCUGGUCCGAAUGGUACGGACUCAGCACCGGCUAUCAUCGACGCUUUCGAGCGUUGCGGACGCAAUGACGAGUCCCAUCGAGGCAAAGUCUUCUUCAAGAAUGAGACAUAUAAUAUUAAAAGCGUGAUGAACACGACUGGCCUCACUAACGUCGAUGUCGAUCUCCAAGGCACUCUGCUAUGGGACCAGAAUAUCCCGUACUGGCUCAGCAAUUCUUUGCCCGUGGGUUACCAGAACCAAUCGAGUGCAUGGCUAUUUGGGGGUGAUAACAUCAGCUGGAUCGGUCAUGAUAUUGGUACACUUGAUGGAAACGGUCAGGUGUGGUAUGACUUCAUCAAUGGAACCAACAACUAUCCUGGUCGGCCACACCAGAUUACUAUCACCGGGACACACAACAGCUACUUUAGUGGUCUGCGCUUCGUGCAGUCGCAGAUGUGGACGAUGACAUUGAUCCAUAGCAGCAAUGUUCUUCUGGAGGAUAUCUACGUCAACAGCACGGACACUAGUCAGGCCGUUGGCUUUGGUUUCUCGUCUCUGAACACUGACGGGGCCGAUACUGUCUAUGCUGACAACAUCACAUUUCGUGGUUGGACCGUGGAUAACGGUGACGACAGUAUUGCCAUGAAGGCCAACAGCACCAACAUUCUCAUCGAGGACUGCCAUUUCUACACAGGUCUCGGAGUUGCUAUCGGAUCCAUCGGACAGUACAAGGACACGUUCGAGUUUAUCGAGAAUGUGACAGCACGGAACAUCGAGAUAACUAACAUGCGUUACGGCGCGUAUGUCAAGACAUGGACCGGCAUUCAGAGUGGAUAUCCGCCGAACGGCGGUGGUGGCGGUCUAGGAUAUGCGGCCAAUAUGGUAUUCUCGAACUUCACCCUGCACAAUGCGACGGGAAUCUUUGCGCUGACGCAGUGCACGCACUACAACGACGCCAGUGGCGACUGCGAAACGUCCGAAUUUCAGAUUCGCAACCUCAGGCUCGAAGACUGGAAAGGUGACUGCACGAGCGAUGUUGUUGCGGAUAUCCAGUGCUCUGCGGCGGCACCUUGCACCGGCGUUGAGAUCGAGGGGAUUGACAUCAUCGAUACAGUAAACAACACCGCCCCCGCUAAUUACCUGUGUGAUAGUGUAGUUGAUCCCACCGGGUUCACCUGUACUGGUGCGCCAUGGGAGGAGAACAGCCGAUAA
Truncatella angustata is the source of this 1272-nucleotide messenger RNA. Its product is annotated as pectin lyase fold/virulence factor. NCBI's taxonomy places the organism in Eukaryota, Fungi, Ascomycota, Sordariomycetes, Amphisphaeriales, Sporocadaceae. Gene Ontology annotation, biological process: carbohydrate metabolic process. Gene Ontology annotation, molecular function: polygalacturonase activity. The record is from RefSeq and is a predicted model, not a curated record. The transcript has 3 exons. Bases 1 to 1272 code for a protein of 423 amino acids.